Molecule: messenger RNA, 693 nt
Organism: Cynocephalus volans (Philippine flying lemur)
Lineage: Eukaryota; Metazoa; Chordata; Mammalia; Dermoptera; Cynocephalidae
Gene: MED29
Product: mediator complex subunit 29
Exons: 4
Coding region: 38-640 (200 amino acids)
Biological process (GO): regulation of transcription by RNA polymerase II
Cellular component (GO): mediator complex
Molecular function (GO): transcription coregulator activity; transcription factor binding
Source: RefSeq, a predicted model, not a curated record
GCACUGUGACGCACUUCCGGCGCUCUAAGAGAGGAAGAUGGCUGCGCCCCAGCAGCAAGCUUCGGCGGCUUCUUCAGCUGUUGGUGUAUCGGGUCCAGGUUCGGCCGGCGGCCCGGGUCCUCAGCAGCAGCCACAACCGCCGGCACAAUUGGUGGGGCCUACCCAGAGUGGGCUCCUGCAGCAACAGCAACAAGACUUCGAUCCUGUGCAGCGCUAUAAGAUGCUCAUCCCGCAGCUGAAGGAGAGUCUACAGACCUUGAUGAAGGUUGCAGCCCAGAAUUUGAUUCAGAACACUAACAUUGACAACGGACAAAAGAGUAGCGAUGGACCCAUACAGCGCUUUGACAAGUGCCUGGAGGAGUUCUAUGCGCUCUGUGAUCAGCUGGAGCUCUGCCUGCGCCUGGCACACGAGUGCCUAUCGCAGAGUUGUGACAGUGCCAAGCACUCUCCAACACUGGUGCCUACGGCCACCAAGCCAGACGCAGUACAGCCCGACAGCCUACCCUACCCGCAGUACCUGGCGGUCAUCAAAGCCCAGAUUGCCUGUGCCAAAGACAUUCACACCGCCCUACUGGACUGUGCCAACAAGGUCACAGGCAAGACGCCUGCACCACCUACUGGCCCGGGGGGCACCCUCUGAAGUGGCAGGGCAGGGAGUGGGGCAGGUGGUGAGGGGUGGGGAGCAGAGAAGGA